Molecule: messenger RNA, 817 nt
Organism: Carassius carassius (crucian carp)
Lineage: Eukaryota; Metazoa; Chordata; Actinopteri; Cypriniformes; Cyprinidae
Product: tyrosine-protein kinase transmembrane receptor ROR2-like
Exons: 4
Coding region: 303-791 (162 amino acids)
Biological process (GO): axon guidance; dendrite self-avoidance; homophilic cell-cell adhesion
Cellular component (GO): axon; plasma membrane
Molecular function (GO): cell-cell adhesion mediator activity
Source: RefSeq, a predicted model, not a curated record
AUUCGCUCCCUCCCUCGCGAUGGACCCGUCCUCCGUCCAGAGGAGCUGGAGUUACUCCUGCACUUUUCCAUUAGGAGACUUUGGGACACUUGAACGGGAUCGCCGUUGGUCGACGAGCACCUCUGGACUGAGCGGGAUGAAACGCGUUAUUCUUCUGCAAGCGCACCAUCAGAAAGAGUUUGAUUCCGUGCACACUUGAGGCCAGACGCGCUGUGUUCGCUCGCGCAGAAUCUCUUAUCGCUCGCGCAGAGAUCUGGAAGUUUGAGCGCGCUGAUCCCAGAUCCAGCUGCUCCAGAGGAAGGAUGCACACUCUGAGGAUUACAGCCAGAGCUGCUCUGAUGCUGAUAGCAGUCCUCCUCACAACAUGCACACUCACAGGGGCUGACGUGAACCUGUCUGAGUCUGGAGAGAUCGAGGCUGUAGCUGAGGCCCAGAGCGGAGGACUGCCCACAGCUGAAGGUGAUUUCCUGGAGUUUGUGGAGCCACCAAACAAUAUGACUAUAGUGCAGGGCCAGACGGUCACUUUACACUGCAAAGUGGCGGGCCGCCCGCGGCCCAGCAUCCGCUGGCUGAAGAACGACGCCCCGGUGGUGCAGGAGCAGGGCCGAAUCUCCAUCCGCAAGACAGAGGCUGGAUCCAAGCUCCGCAUUCAAGACCUGGACACCACCGACACGGGAUACUACCAGUGUGAGGCCUCAAACUCCUUCAAAGUCAUCUCGGCUACUGGGGUGCUCUACGUGCGACUGGGGACUGGAGGACAGUCCCCAGCCCACGGAGGAGAAGACUCGUAAGUAAUGCUUUUGUCAGUUCGUCUCCG